Molecule: messenger RNA, 2142 nt
Organism: Plasmodium gallinaceum
Lineage: Eukaryota; Apicomplexa; Aconoidasida; Haemosporida; Plasmodiidae
Product: conserved Plasmodium protein, unknown function
Exons: 24
Coding region: 1-2142 (713 amino acids)
Biological process (GO): cell motility
Cellular component (GO): motile cilium
Source: RefSeq, a predicted model, not a curated record
AUGAAAAAUAAAAAUAAACUCAAACGAUGCUUAGAUUAUUUGAAGAGUAAUAAAGAAGCAAUCAUACAAAAUUAUAGCAACAUAUUACCAUCAGAUAAAGAAAAAAUUAUAUUAAAUUAUCUGAAAACGCUAAAAAUAAAGCUAAGGGAAAAAUAUAACAUUGAAUUUUGUGAAUUUUUUAUUGAUGAAUAUGGAAACAAAAGAAAUUUAUGUUCUUCAAUAAUACAAAUUUUUUUUCCAUUUGACAAAGGAAAUAAUUAUAAGGAAAUAUAUUCUUUGAUUAAAAAUUACUUUACAUAUGAAAUACUUUUAAAAAAAAAAAUUAAAACAUUGCUACUUCCAGAUGUAUCGCGAGUAUUUGAUUGGAAGAUAGCUGAUUGCGCAGAUCUAUCAACUAUAGUUGUUUCUUCUUUAAGAACAAAAAAUUAUGAAGCUUAUGUUGUAUGUGGUGAAGCACCUUUCUAUAUUUGUUCUAAAAAUGAUAAAAAAUUAUUUUGCGACUUUAAUUUAAAAGAAUUUAAACAAUCAAAAGAAAAAAAUGAAUAUAUACCUGAAAUAAAAGAAAAAAAGAGGAAAUACGAAAAAGUAUUGAAUAUUAACAAAAGUCAGUUAAGAAAUAUUAAAUUUGAAGAGAAAAAAAUAAUCUCUGAUAAUGAUUUUUAUGUUCAUAUGUGGAUUCUUAUAAAAAAAAGCUUAGAUCUAAAAAAGGAUAUUUUUAUAGAAAUGUCGUCAGGUAGAGAAUAUAAUAUUGAUAAUUGCCCUUAUAAGUCUAUUUUUUACUUAUGGAACGAAAAAAAUAUUUACAUUAACAUAAAUAAAACUGAAAAUAUGAAUACAUUAAUAUCAGAAAUUAAAAAUAAGGAAUAUUUUGUCCCUGCAUUUUAUGAAGAAUUUAAAAAUAAAAAGACCUUAAAUCCCAUUAUUGAAAAUAAAUUCUAUAAAAUUAGAAAAGACAGAUUUCUUUUAAAAUAUCCUCAUGGUUGUAAUACAACUUUUUAUGAGAAUUGCAAAAAAGAUGAAUACGGAGAUUUUUUACAACAUGAUGGAUUAAUAGAAAUGCAUACUCAUUAUGAGAAUAAAUAUUAUACGAGUAUUGAUUAUACUUGUAGCUUUUAUAAAUAUAGAAGAGAUAAAAAAAUAGCUAAAAUAUAUUUACCACAAAAAUUUAAGAUUAUUGAAUAUUAUGAUGAUUAUAGUCAUCAAUUUUUAAAAAAAUUAGAACAAAUAAUAGGAUUUUAUUCAUAUUUCAAAUUUUAUUCAAAUAGGUCAGAUGGGUUAAUUUAUUAUUUUGAGAUAAAAAGUUACAAAUUAAUGGAAUAUUAUGUGAAUAGAAAUGAUAAUAUAAUAUAUAGAUCUGUGAAACUUUCAGACAAUAUUAAAACUAUAUACAAGCUACAAAGUUUUGAGGGAAAUGAAUAUUACGUAACAAAAAUUACUGUGAAGUAUAAAAAUAAGAAUAUGAAAAAUGCAAUCUACAAAAAAGUCUUUUUAAUACCAGAAAAUAAAAUAAUUGUUAUUUUUUACAAUAAUAAUAAUAAAAUAAGUAAUAUUUGUGAAGUUUAUGAAAAAUUUACAAAAUUUAAUGCAGAAAAAGAGGAGAAUGAAGAAAUAUUAAUAUACAGAAAAAAUCUCAUUUAUAAGCAUUUUAUAAAUUAUGCGGACUCAGUUGAAAGUGAUAUAUUAUAUUUACUUAAAGAAGAACGUGAUUUUUUUGAAGACAUAAUGUACACUUAUAAGAAUGUCAUAUGUUCUAUUAUGAAAGAAAAAAAGGAAAUUAAAAGACUAGAAGAUGACUAUCAAUAUAUGUCAAAUAGUAUUACAAAUAUAAAUGAGAUUAUUUAUCAUGAUAAUAACAAAAUACAUUUUUUAAAUAAAAGUUUACUUGACGAUAAUUUAAAUAUAUACAAAUUUUAUCAAAGUUACCCCUGGAAUAAUUAUUCAGAAGUGUCUAUGAAAAAUACUUUUUUUUCAUCAAAGAAAAGUAUGUUGAAAACUGAAAACGCUCGCAACGAAAUAGCUUAUGUUGCUUCUGAAAAAAAAAAUAAAGUUAAUCUUAAAGAUACUAAUGAAGAAGUAAAUAAAAAGAUAAAAUUUUUUUUUUAUAUUUUUCAUUUUAAUAUAUAUGUAUAUUUCAUAAUUUAA